UUCUGCAUGUAGGUGGAGCCUCAUGUCUCCUAUCGUCCCCCAGUCCCCUCCUCGGAAGUAGACGCAUCGGUCUAUUCCGUUUAUUUUUAUAUAUUUUGUAUAAACCCCUUUUCCCCAACACGUAGCAACAUGAACGCCAACAUGGAUGAUUAAACCGAAGAACGGGUCCCCGAUUUCACCCCCAUAUUUAUCCUGGGAUUGAGAGGGCCGGAUGAAAUCCAACUGUGGUUGUCUCCGCUUCGCAGGGGAGGUAGCUGUAUCCAGUGGGGAGGUAGGCUUAACCAGGGAAGAGAAUGAAGAACUUCGAACCCUGGGGACGCCAGAGGCUGUCUUUUCUUCUGGAAAAGGCCGCCUCUAGGGAAGCCAAGAUGUGGAAGAUCUACGUGCCGAAGAAGCCCUCCUCACAGUCGCAGGAUACAGAUGUCUCCCCUGCCCAGCGGGACGAGGCCGUGCGAUGGUUGACGGAUCUCCACAGCAGGCUGCAGCUGUACCCAGAGACCCUGGUGUUAGCUGUUAGCAUACUGGACCGCUUCCUCGCUCCCAUCAAGGCCCGUCCGAAGUACCUGCGCUGCAUCGCCAUCGCCUGCUUCUUCCUGGCUGCUAAGACCUGCGAGGAGGACGAGCGUCUGCCCACUCUGAAAGAGCUGGCGGACUCCAGCAGCUGUGGCUGUUCUCCGUCAGAGAUCCUGAGGAUGGAGAGGAUCGUCCUGGACAAACUGAGCUGGGAUCUGCACACCGCCACAGCACUGGACUUCCUGCACAUCUUCCAUGCGACGGUGUUGUCGUGCCGCUCUGGGUUUUUGGACUCCAUGUUGGAUCUGAAUCCCUCUCAGCACCUCUCCCUGCUCACACGGAGACUGUACCACUGUCUGGCUGACCACACGCUCUUACAGCUCAGAGGAUCCAUGCUGGCCCUGGCCCUCAUCACCCUGGAGCUGGAGACCUGCUGCCCUGAUUGGCUGGCUCUCACCAUCGAGCUGCUGAGGAAGGCACAGAUCGACAGCUCUGAGUUGAUCCGGAGUCGAGAGCUGGUGGCUCGUAGUCUGUCCACACUGAAAGCUUCCCUGCCUCCCAACACUGUCUACAUCUACCAACCCCUGCAGCCUCCGGCCCCGGACCCCACACCCUCCUGCUGCACACUGGGGAUCAUCACUGAGUCUUCCAGGGACCACGUCCUGGUGGCCCCUGCUGAUGGGGAGGAGGGGAGCUCCGACUCCACCUCCUCCACUAACAGCAGCAUGCCAGGUCUACUCUCUCCACCCAAACACCUGCACCAUCGUCACCACCAGAAGGUGCAGAAGGUCACGCUGCGCUGCAAAGCAUCUGCCAAACGCAAGGUGGAGGAGAUGGAGGUAGACGACUUUUACGACGGCAUCAAGCGCCUCUACAACGAAGACGGUACCACCACUGUCCAGGAGGGGGCGCUAACACCAGGUGUAGGAGUUGGAGGAGGACUGGGUGUCUGCAGCAUCCUGUUGUCCCGACAGGAAGGCAGCUCCUCCCCCUGCCCCCCCCUGCAGCCAGUCAGUGCCUCGUAGAGACCAAACAGGAAGCUCUUAACCAAAACCACCUCCACCCUGACGUCAUCAUCUCAAAUAAAUAAAGAUUUCUGACCAAAUAGGCAGGAGAUUUGGAAACACAGGUGAUGGGCAACUCCCUGAGCAAUAGGCAACAACAAUUAGUGUUCCCAUUGUUUAGAAAACAACAUAAAGGCAGCUCCUCUGGGAAAGAUGCUCAUCACGGUCAUCCUUUGCUUUACUGAAAAAUUGAUGUAGUAACAAAUAAAACAGAUGUCAGCGGUUCAGAUGGUUGUGGUUUCGGUGCAAACCCCCCACCCCCCCCUAGCAUGACCUGAGGACAGUUCCCAUUGUCCCCUCCAGCAGGAAAACAGAGCCCAAAAAAAAUUUAAACAUGAAAAAACGUAAAAAACAAGCUGCUGCUAAUAUUUAAUUAAGUAUAUCUGUUGAAUGCAAUACUACAAAAUUACAAAAAAAAAUUAUAAAUAGAAAAGAUACCUUAAAAAAAACCUAGAAUUGACUCCUCCUCUUCCCCCCUCCCUCCAUGUCUCGUUGUCAUCGUUAGUCAACCUUUUAUUGUUUUUCCACUCUUGUUUUAUUUUAUAUAUUUAUAUUCUAUCAUCUUCUCUCUCCUACCUACCUCUGCAUGUUUUCAUCUCUUAGUCUGAAUCACGUGUACGGACGAUUAUCUGCAUUACUCACCCAGAUAGAGAAACGUUGAUUUGAGUGAAGUGCAAUUUUAAUUGUUAAUAAGAUGCUAAUAUAAACAUCCCUCCGAUGAACCCCCCCCGCCACCCUCUCAGCUUGUUGUGACGGCUUGACUGAAUGAACGUUUCUCAGAUUGAUUUACUCCCAAACUAAAAAGAAGGCUUUCUAUUGAAGAUGCAUCGUCUACGAGAGGUCUUGAUUACCCCCCGUUCAGUUGUCGUGGAAACACCCAGGCUUCGGGACCUUUACACAAAUAAAGGGACCUCAUAAAAAGACCAUCCAUGGUUUCUGUGGGAAUUAAACCCCUAGUUUAUAUAUUCCCAUGUAACAAAAACAACCUUGAGUUAUUUAAAAGCAUUUUAAUAUCAAGCUACGAGACAGAAAUGUGUUUUUUGAGUUGGUGUCUGAGCUUCACAGGAAGACAAGUGGCAUUUUAAUGUGGAAAGAAGUUGAGACAACACUGUUUUCAUCUUGAAGUUCUGUUUUAAUAUAAGUUUAUUCCUGCAAAAAGCUCUGUUGUUCCUGCUGCAGGGGCUGCUGGGGGCUGCUCCAGGUCACUGAAUGAACCAAUAAAUAAAAAGACAUGAUGUAUGAAAACUCAGAA
Messenger RNA from Eleginops maclovinus (Patagonian blennie), 2829 nucleotides. It is a transcript of the gene ccni, whose product is annotated as cyclin I. Gene Ontology annotation, molecular function: cyclin-dependent protein serine/threonine kinase regulator activity. Gene Ontology annotation, cellular component: nucleus; cyclin-dependent protein kinase holoenzyme complex; cytoplasm. The transcript is spliced from 10 exons. NCBI's taxonomy places the organism in Eukaryota, Metazoa, Chordata, Actinopteri, Perciformes, Eleginopidae. Gene Ontology annotation, biological process: mitotic cell cycle phase transition; regulation of cyclin-dependent protein serine/threonine kinase activity. The coding region runs from base 294 to 1538 and encodes 414 amino acids. The record is from RefSeq and is a predicted model, not a curated record.